This is a messenger RNA of Suillus subaureus, 3626 nucleotides long. RefSeq names its product PHD-zinc-finger like domain-containing protein. NCBI's taxonomy places the organism in Eukaryota, Fungi, Basidiomycota, Agaricomycetes, Boletales, Suillaceae. The transcript has 17 exons. Gene Ontology annotation, biological process: regulation of transcription by RNA polymerase II. Gene Ontology annotation, cellular component: MOZ/MORF histone acetyltransferase complex. The record is from RefSeq and is a predicted model, not a curated record. Gene Ontology annotation, molecular function: protein binding. The coding region runs from base 150 to 3227 and encodes 1025 amino acids.
GGUUAAGGCUGUCAUUAGCAUUUGAAUAUGUUUCUCGCUGUUUCUCCUCAGCUUGCCUAGUGAGCGACUCGAAACCGGUACGCAAACUUUGAGCGGUAGUUCGGAAGUCUCGCCAAUCUCUUCACUUUGUUUUCCUCGUUUGCCACACCAUGGCCCGUGGCUUCAAAUCCCCUGCUGCUCAAGUACUACUGCCUAAAGUGUCAUUUGUUAUCGUCCAGGAUGAUGAUAUCAACCAACCUGCUGGAGUGCACGACCUACAAGCCAGAUCUUAUGGAUACAACGACUUCACCGAAUUCCUGAGACCGGAUCAUUACAUUCGAUACAUCGAGCCCCUCGAGAAAGAUCUUGCUAUUCAGGUUGAAUAUGACAUGGACGACCAAGAUCAGGAAUGGCUCGACGCAGUGAACGUUGAAAGGAAGAGGGAUCAACUGAAUGCGGUCACGUACGAGACGUUUGAAAUUAUCAUGGAUCGCCUGGAGAAAGAAUACUUCGACUUGACCAAGAGCAUACCCAAAUCUGAUUAUGCUAUGCCUUCUGAGGAUUCGACUUGCGCCAUUUGUGACGAUUCCGAGGGAGAAAACAGCAAUGCUAUCGUAUUUUGUGACGGUUGCAACCUCGCUGUUCAUCAGGACUGUUAUGGAGUCCCGUACAUACCUGAAGGUCAGUGGUUAUGUCGCAAGUGCACCGUCUCCCCGGAGAAUCCAGUGUCAUGCAUACUUUGCCCCAACGAAGGGGGAGCGUUCAAACAAACAGUAUUCGGUGACUGGGCCCAUCUUCUGUGUGCUAUUUGGAUACCCGAGACGCGGGUGGCAAAUGAGGUAUUCAUGGAACCUAUUACUGGAUCUGAUAAAAUUCCGAAGCAACGCUGGAAAUUGAAAUGUUCAAUAUGUGGCAUUCGUGAGGGUGCAUGCAUCCAAUGCACAAAGAACUCAUGCUUCCUGGCCUUCCACACAACCUGCGCUCGUAAGGAAAGGUUUCUCAUGCCAAUGAAGAGCUCGCAGGGAUCUGAGCCUGGUACGCUGGCAUGCUAUUGUGAGAAGCACCUUCCUAAAGAGCAGCAAGACGCUCGCCUCAAAGCUCUUGCACAAGAUGGCCAGAUGACUAGCCCCAGUUCCAAGCUGUCGAAAUCUGCCCGUGCAUAUGCCAAAACUUACAAGACCGGCCCACCGCUUGUGCCACACAUCAUUGCUGAACGCAUCCUGAAUUAUAUUACCAAGGUAAAUGUACGCAAGAAAACCGAAUUUGUAUACAUGGUCUGUAAAUACUGGAGCUUGAAACGUGAGGCAAGGCGAGGGGCGCCACUGUUGAAGAGACUGCAUCUCGAACCAUGGACAGCAUCGAAUGCAGGGAAAGUACAGACGGAAGAAGAGAAGACUGCGAAACUAGAGCAUUUGAAACAUUUGCGCAGAGAUCUGGAGUCUGUUCGCGAAUUGGCGCUACAAACUCGCAGACGGGAGAGCCGGAAGCUUGCACAGACUGAGAGCAUCAGAAACCUUGAUCGCCACGGUCUCUUCAAGCAUCCGGUGUCAAGGACGGAGGUCCCCGACUACUAUGAUGUCGUGAAAAAGCCCAUGACUUGGGAUGCGAUUGAUGCGAAGCUUGACCGUCACGAGUACUGGGACCUCGAGGGUUUCAAGAGUGAUAUCGAGUUAGUACUGUCUAAUGCAAUCCUGUACAACAAGCCUGGUACAUCGUUCUAUAAGACUGCACAAAGAAUGCAAAUAAGCAGUCAACCCAUCCUUCAGGAACUCACUUCCCUCGCCUACAAUCACUCACCCCUUACUCCCCCUGAUCCUUCUGACUCCUCCGUUUCCUCCCAGAUAUCCAUAGGAGAUCUAGAACCUUUGAUGGAGACACUCCAGCUCCUAACGUCAACUCAAGACAUCCAAGAUAACAUCAAUCUUCUCCUCCAUGCCGAUCCCAUCUCAUCACUAUUCAACUUCGAACUUCCGCGCAUUAAGCCUCCACCGCCUCCUCCCCCAGCUCCAUCUCCCCCGCCGCCUCCCAAGUCCAAGGUGCCCAAAAAGAAGCGCCCCCCCAAGACCGUCGAGCCUGGUCCUCUGGACACCUCUCCAGGUUUCCGUGCCCCGCGAACCCGCCGAGCCCUUGCGGCAGCUGCAGCUUUCGAGGCCGAGGCUGGCUUCGAACCCGAAUUUCAAUCUAUCGCUGAACUUGAACUGGGAGCAAUUGAGGUCGAUCAGAAAGUACCUUCUGAACCACCGAAGAAACGACGCCGGCAGAGUGCAAUGCCUGGGCAGGUAGAAACGCCACCCAUGGUCACAGAUGUAGACAGUCAGGGAUUAUUCAAAAUGUUCGAUGCCGGAUGGAUUUUACCGACAGGACAACGAAGGGGCGGACGCCAGCCUGUGGAGAGGGCUCCGCUUCCACCGAAGAAAAAGAAGAUGGAUCGUGGGACGUCGAGGUUGUCUGUAUUCAGCACAAACGCAUCGGAUAAUCAGACUCUAGACGAGAUUUCUGGGCCUUCUGGCUUGUCUGUAGAAGAGAAAGCACAGAUGGAUGUCGAGUUUGGAGUAAUGUCCGAGGCAAGUGCUGCUGCCCUUGACAUGGAUGCGCAGGCAGAGUUGGGCCAUGGCACCAAUGAGGAGAUGGAGGCAUCCAUAGCUCUCAAUAUUCCAGAGAAACACCAGGAGGAAGAAACGGAGAGGCAACUACAGCCAGAGCCUGAACCUGGACCUGAACUACUGAAGGAGGAGACACGGUCAGAGUUAGAAGCGCGGAUAGCCAAGAUCCCCAUUCGACCAAACACGACGAUCAAUGUCGAGAAUGGGAAAAUUGUUGUGGAGGAGCUAGACACGCCCAAACUUCGGCGGGAAAAGGCAAGGCAGCGGAAAGCAGAAAAGGCCGCGGCGACGGCGGCAGCUACUGCUGCUGCUCAAGGCCUUCCGCCAGCCAAAGUCGAGAUCACGAAAACCAAUGUCGGGACCACUCAAGAUGACGUAUCUGAUUUAUCCUCUCUGAGCGAGCUGGACAGUGAUACUGAUGAGAAGCCUGUGGCACGGGGUAAGGCGACUACAUCCAAUGCCAUACCCGAAGUAAAACUCGUCGGAACGCGUCAACCGCAACGCGCGCCAGCCACUCUCGUUACCUCAGGAAGAGCUCUUGUUGUCCUUGAACCGGGGAAACAGUUAGAAAAUGGCACUCUUGUUUGGGCUAAAGCAGGUCAGACCUUCAUGAACGGAAUCUGGCAGUCUACAGACUCUUGCUGAUAUCAUUUCAUAUUAGACACGUAUCCCUGGUGGCCUGCAGUCGUUUGGGAACCAGAUGACCCAAUGAUUCCAGAGGACGUCAGGAAGAAGAGGCCUCAAGAUAAUUCACGUCAUGUCGUACAAUUUUAUGACCCCACGAUGUCAUGGUACAUUUCCGAAAACGAACAGUUGAAUUUUACUGAUUAUCCGAACAGGACAUGGGUCGCCAUUGGCAAUAUGUUAUUACUGGGUGAGGAUAAUGCGGUCGACGCAUCUCUACUUUCGCCAACUUCGAUGGUCCAAAAGUGGAAAACACCCAGGAUUAAGAAGCAAUGCCGGGAAGCUUUCCAGCGCGCCUUAGCAGAGAUGGAAACGGCUGCAGAUUUACUUGCUCAUAAAAAGGAGGAUGUUGUGACGGAG